UGUGCGCCGUGCAGUGCCAGCAGUUCCUCAUCUCCAAGGUGGGUGAGGACUGGAUCUUCCUCAUCCUCCUGGGGCUGGUCAUGGCACUGGUGAGCUGGGCCAUGGACUUCGCCAUCGCUACCUGCCUGCAAGCCCAGAAGUGGAUGUACGGGGGUCUGGACACCAACGUACUGCUGCAGUACCUGGCCUGGGUCACCUACCCCACCGUGCUCAUCACCUUCUCAGCCGGCUUCACACAGAUCCUGGCGCCCCAGGCUGUGGGCUCGGGGAUCCCCGAGAUGAAGACCAUCCUGCGGGGCGUCGUGCUGAAGGAGUACCUCACCUUCAAGACCUUUGUGGCCAAGGUGAUCGGGCUGACGUGCGCCCUGGGCAGCGGCAUGCCCCUGGGCAAGGAGGGCCCCUUCGUCCACAUCGCCAGCAUGUGCGCGGCGCUGAUCAGCCGCUUCCUCUCCCUCUUCGGCGGCAUCUACGAGAACGAGGCGAGGAAAAUCGAGAUGCUGGCGGCUGCCUGCGCCGUCGGGGUUGGCUGCUGCUUUGCUGCCCCCAUCGGAGCUGGGGAACUGGCCGUGCGCUUGGGCAAGGAGCCCCGGGAAGCCCUUCGCCGCCAGCCUGCGUGCCCGUGGGGCCAGCCAGUCCCCGGCGCUCACAGCGUGCCCGUGCCCAGGAUCGCCAGUGGCUUUGGGGGCGCACUCUUUGUCUACCUCAACCGCAAGAUCGUGCAGUUCAUGCGCCGCCAGAAGACCAUCAACCGCUUCCUCAUGAAGAAGCGCCUGCUCUUCCCUGCCCUGGUGACGCUGGUCAUCUCCACACUGACCUUCCCACCUGGCUUCGGACAGUUCAUGGCUGGCCAGCUCACCCAGAAGGACACCCUGGUGACACUCUUUGACAAUCAGACGUGGGCAAAGCAGGGCCUGAGCGAGGAGUACCUGGGCAUCUUGGAGGCCUGGCACCACCCUCGCUCCAAUGUCUUCAUCACCCUCACCGUCUUCAUCCUCAUGAAGUUCUGGAUGUCAGCCCUGGCCACCACCAUCCCCGUGCCCUGCGGAGCUUUCAUGCCCGUCUUCGUCAUCGGGGCAGCCUUCGGGCGCCUGGUGGGCGAGAGCAUGGCCGCCUGGUUCCCUGAUGGCAUCCACACGGACAGCACGGCCCAUCGCAUCGUGCCCGGGGGCUACGCCGUGGUGGGGGCGGCCGCGCUGUCAGGCGCCGUCACCCACACGGUGUCCACGGCCGUCAUCGUCUUCGAGCUGACGGGGCAGAUCUCCCACAUCCUGCCCGUCAUGAUCGCGGUGAUCCUGGCCAACACGGUGGCCCAGAGCCUCCAGCCCUCGCUCUACGACAGCAUCAUCCGCAUCAAGAAGCUGCCCUACCUCCCCGAGCUGGGCUGGGGGCACCACGAGAAAUACAACGUGCGGGUGGAGGAUAUCAUGGUGCGGGACAUCCCCUACGUCACCCUCAACUGCAAGUACCGGGACCUGCAGCACGUCCUGCAGAGCACCAAGAUGAAGAGCCUGGCACUGGUGGAGUCGGCUGAGUCCAUGAUCCUGCUGGGCUCCAUCGAGCGGACGCAGGUGGUGGCCCUGCUCAGCCACCAGCUCAGCCCCGAGCGACGGCUCCAGGCCCUGCGGCAGAAGGCACUGGAGGAGCAGGAGGGGGGCGCCGAGGGAGGCCACCGGCUCUCGCUCCCGGCGCGUCCCGUCCCGCAGAUCAGCACCGAGGCCUCAUCCUUCGCGCCCACGCGCAGCGGCUCCCGCAAGCCCCUGAAGCCAGCGCUCAAGCGGGUGCCCAGCAGCCUGGCAGAGGGCACCCAGGCGGGCACCACUGACCACAGCGGCAUCGCUCUCAAGAGCCUCUUCUGUGCCAACGCGUCCACGGAGCCUGCCGAGGCCCAGGGCACGGCCCAGCGCAAGACCAAGCACGUCCGCAUUUCCCUCUCGGAGGAUGUGGACCUGGGUGACAAGAUGACGCCAUCAGAGGUGCUGGAGUGGGAGGAGCAGCAGCUGGACCAGCCCGUGGACUUCAGCAACGCCAAGAUCGACCCGGCGCCCUUCCAGCUGGUGGAGCACACGUCGCUGCACAAGUGGGGCAGGGUGCAGCAGGGUCUGCUGCCCCACACCGAGCACGACCCGCAGUUACCCCAGGCCUAG
This is a messenger RNA of Tinamus guttatus (white-throated tinamou), 2144 nucleotides long. The record is from RefSeq and is a predicted model, not a curated record. NCBI's taxonomy places the organism in Eukaryota, Metazoa, Chordata, Aves, Tinamiformes, Tinamidae.